CCCACCAACCCCCACCACCCACCAUGCCACCCUCCCUCAUGUCCGACUCGGGCUCAAGCACAGCCACCACAACACCAGCCGCCUCGACGCCCGCGUCCGUGGCCGACUCGACAAGCUCCAAGCCGGGCCUGUCGGCAUGGCGCGCACAGCGGAAAUCCCAGCGCGCAGAGGGCAUCUACGCCGGAACAACGCCCAUCACGACCUCGCGCGACGUCGAAGCCGCCCUCGGCAGCAUACAUGCCCAGGACCCAGCGUACGCCGCGUCCGUGCUCUCCGCGUACGUGGACGCGAAGCGCGCAAAGGGCGCCACGAGGGCGGAUAUCUCGCAGAAGCUGCACCUGUUGGAGAGGCGGAUGCCCCAGUUUGCACCAUCCUCCCUUGUUGUCCGCCGCCAGCAAGGCCUCCGCAUCACGCCCGAACUCGAAGCGCUCGCGGGCGUGACCGAGGGGGAGGGGGAGGGCGAGCCGCGCCGAGAUGGGCGUGUGCGCCGGCUCGUCGGCUCGCGCGAGGGGGACAGCGAGUGGAUCGAGCUUGACGACAACAACUAG
This is a messenger RNA of Vanrija pseudolonga, 548 nucleotides long. RefSeq lists its product as uncharacterized. Lineage: Eukaryota; Fungi; Basidiomycota; Tremellomycetes; Trichosporonales; Trichosporonaceae. The transcript has 3 exons. The coding region runs from base 24 to 548 and encodes 174 amino acids. The record is from RefSeq and is a predicted model, not a curated record.